Molecule: messenger RNA, 1524 nt
Organism: Sphaerulina musiva SO2202
Lineage: Eukaryota; Fungi; Ascomycota; Dothideomycetes; Mycosphaerellales; Mycosphaerellaceae
Product: MFS general substrate transporter
Exons: 4
Coding region: 1-1524 (507 amino acids)
Biological process (GO): transmembrane transport
Cellular component (GO): membrane
Molecular function (GO): transmembrane transporter activity
Source: RefSeq, a predicted model, not a curated record
AUGAGCGACAAGAUCCCCUACAGCGUCGAGAAUGGCGACCCGUAUAAACAUGUCGGGAACAUCAUCCACCAGGAGGAGGCCAAGGGCUUGGACGACUCCAAUCUGCCCGAUUACCAGGACAAAGAGGUGAAGAGGAUCUUGCGCAAGGUCGACUGGCGACUUCCACCCGUACUGGCCGUCUUAUACCUGAUGUCGUUCCUGGAUCGAUCGAACAUUGGAAAUGCGAAAAUCGCCGGCAUGACCAAGACCCUCAAGAUGACCGGGCCCGACUUCAAUCUGGCGUUGACCGUCUUUUUCUUCACAUAUGCCAGUUUCAUGAUUCCUUCCAACAUCAUGCUGAAAAAAGUCCGACCGGCGACGUGGAUGGCGUUUUUGAUGACGUCCUGGGGAAUUGCCAUGAUGUGCCAUGGCUGGGUGCAAACCAAGGAACAACUCUACGCCUGUCGGCUCUUACUGGGUCUCUUCGAAAGUGGUUUCUUCCCCGCGGCAAGUUACCUCCUGACGCUGUGGUACUGCAGAUUCGAGUACCAAUUCCGUGUUGCACUGUUUUGGUGCUCGGCGACUCUUGCGGGAGCCUUCUCUGGAUUACUGGCAUAUGGCAUUGAGCAGAUGGACGGCGUUGGGAACUAUGAAGGGUGGCGAUGGAUCUUCAUCCUCGAAGGCAUCAUGACCGCCCUCAUCGGUAUCUCCACUUAUUGGCUUCUUCCCAACUCGCCAGAAUCCAGCAAAUUCCUGAACGACUAUGAAAAAGACGUCAUUCAUCGCCGUCUGCAGCAGGAUGCCGGUACAAAAGAAGGCAAAGUCAUCAACGCGGGCGAAGAUUUCGAAUGGACAUAUUUCAUCAACACCAUCUUGGAUUGGAAACUUUGGCUCGCGGGACUCAUCGUGUGUGGCCAGUCCAUUCCUUUCUACGCCUUCAGCUUCUUCUCUCCCACCAUCAUCAAAGAACUCGGCUACAAAACCUGGGAAGCACAACUCCUGACCGUACCCGUCUAUCUGUUGGCAUGUGCCGCCACAUUGGGAGUAUCCAUCUACGCCGACGGUUGUCAAACUCGAUGGAAAUUCGUCGUUUUCCCCUACUCUCUCGCAGCCAUCGCCUUUGUCGCUCUCCUUGCCAUUCCUCACCCUCGAUACCCCGGUCUCACCUACGGUUUUCUCUAUCUCAUCCCCACAGGCUUAUCCUGCGGCGUCAACGCCGUCGUAGCCUGGGUAGCCAACAAUCUCGCCCCCUCAUGGCGGCGCGCCAUCGGAAUGGCAUUAAUGACAACCAUUGCAAAUUUCGGCGGUGCCAUUGGCGCAAACAUUUAUUUAGCCAAACAAGCCCCUCGAUAUGAAUUGGGAUUCGGCUUCAGUUUGGCAGUUCUCUUGACGGGAAUUUUGUCGGCGCUGAUUUUGAAAACUGUUCUGCAGAGGACGAAUGCCCAGAGAGAUCGAAUGUCUGUGGAGGAGAUUAAGGAGCAGUAUACUGAACAGCAGUUGUUGGAAAUGGGGGAUCGGAGUCCGUUGUAUCGGUAUGUGAUUUGA